This is a messenger RNA of Paramecium sonneborni, 2859 nucleotides long. The record is from the annotation of a GenBank genome assembly. Lineage: Eukaryota; Ciliophora; Oligohymenophorea; Peniculida; Parameciidae.
AUGAGGGCUAUUCAAGAGUUGGAUACCCUUUUAGCAGAAACUGAAACCGGUAAGAUUAAGCUUAGUCUUACUCUUAAAGAUCUAGCAUAAUUGCAUCACUUACAAUCAAGACUUCAGGAGUGUAAGUUUCUCAAUUCAAUUUACUCAGAGGAAAGCAGAAUUAAGUAGCUCUUUCUUUUUCAUUUUAGAUAAUACCUUAACAGAGCUGUUACAGUUAAUCUCUAAAUCUAAGAAGAAUUGUGUUCUAUUAUAGAGUCCAAAAUGGAUUCUAUUACAGUAACUCAUUUAAUAAAUAAUCAAGUCUAACUUUAAAUACUUGGAUAAACUAAUUCUAUAUAUUUUGAAUUAAACUAUGAAUAGAACAACCAUGAAGAGUGUGCUUAAAUAAAUUAGCAAAAUUAUUUUAGGAAGCAAUAAUUUCACCUUACUACGAUUUCAAGAAAAAUCUAUCGAGAGUGUCUCUACUGAUGAGUUUAUUGAGGUAUAUAAACCUUCUCAAAAUAGUAAUAACUCACUCAACAAUAGAAAUUACAACUCUACUAAUAAUUUCGUGGUGAUCAGCUAGAAAUCAUCACAUUUUAACCUACUGAUCAGUUGCAAUAGAUAUUCAAAUGCAGUUUUUUAUAAGUAAUUAGGGUUCCACAAAAAAUGAAUGCUUAAACCCAUUCCUCACUCAUUAUAUAUGAGGCAUAACAACUUGCCUAAUUGCCCCUAACAAAACCUCAUCAAAUUAAAUUGAUUUGUGAUCAACUUAUUACUAUAGGUUAUGACUAUUUAAAUGAGAAUUUCCAGUAAACAUUUCUGCUCAUUAUCAUUUAGUAAAGAUGAUUUAAUCAAUUCAGUCAGAGCCAUUGGGUAAUUUUUAAUAAAAAAUGCUCCAAUCUUAUUUUAAGAAUGCAUUAGAAAUGAAAUCCAAAAAAAACUCAAUACAAAAUGGUAAACGGUUAAUUUUAUUAAAAGUGAAAUAAUUUAAUCAACUAAACACUCAAAAGACACUAGCUAUGCGAUAUUAGAAAACUAAACAAAAUGUUUUAUUCCAGUUAUGUCAAAUCAGGUUAUUUAAUUUUAUUUACAUAUGGAAAAUGUCUCUCUAGAUAUAAUCACUUUUGCAGAUUUUGUAUAUAUCCAUCUAAUCUAAAUUAGAUGUCACAAUUAUGGUAACACUUUAAGCAUUGCUUAAGAGAGUUAAAGGAUAAAGAAUUCCUAUACUAGAUCAUUGAAGUAAGUACACCAACCAAAUUAGUAAUUGCAUCUGAUCUACAGCAAAAUAUCAUCUAUUAAAGCGGUUCUGUACCAUCUUCAUGGAAUUUCUUGGAUCUAAGCAAUUAGUAAAUUGAUUGUUACUAAAAUCUGACAGAAAUAAAAAUGGAAGAAAUCUAUAAAAUAAUGUUACUAUCAUCUUUAGACGAAGUUUAGAAAAGCAAAAAAGGUGCAAUCGAUGCUGGAUAAAUCAUAUAUCAUGAUAAAUAUGUUGAUAUCGCAAUAUACGUGAAAAAGGAUGAAAAAAAUGAAAUAAACUAAUUCUUUAUUGUAUUUGAUCAACCAAAGAAAAGAUUUGAAUCAUAACGUUAGUCAAAAAGUGAAAUUAAAGAAUCAGAAACUCUGGCAAGUUUAAAAUAAGAGAAAAUUGAAAAAGCUUGUUUAGUGUUAUAAGAGACAUUAAAUCUAAAUCUAAAAACAGAGGAAAUUAUUGAGAUGCUCAAAGAACAUGCGUUGAUGACGAUUAUUGAACAAAAAGAAUAAAUUACUGAAGACAUUAGAUAAACAUAUGUUUUAGAAUAUUAUCGAAACUCUGAACAAGUGUAAACAUACCGCAGAACAAUAAGCGAGCCUGAUACUCCUUUUGCAACUAAAACUUUAAUUCAAGAACAAUAAUUGACUAAUGCAAAAAGUAAUCAAGUAUUUAAUAAAAUAUUAGAAAUGGAAUUAUUUUAAUUAAGACCUGAUGAUAAUGAAAAUUUAGCAAAUUGGUGCUUUGAUAUCACAGUUUAAAAGGAUUAAAUAAAACAUUAUACUUGGGCAAUGUUCCAUUUAUUAAAUUAUUUUGACAAAUAUUAGAUGUUUAAGGAAACGUUUUUUCAAUUUUUAGUUGCAAUAGAAGAGAGAUACAAUAGUCGACGUAAUCCCUUUCAUAAUUUUGAGCAUGGUUUUACUGUGGCUCAUGCAUGUUAUUAUAUGAUAAAAAAUAAACUCUUAGAUGAAUAUUUAGAUGAAACAGAAUAAUUUGCAGCAAUAUUGUCUUCUUUAUGUCAUGAUAUAGAUCAUACUGGUCGCACGAAUGGAUUUGAAGUAGCAAGAAUGUCGAAAUUGGCCGUUCGUUAUAAUGAUGAAAGUGUUUUAGAGAAUCAUCAUGCAACUAUGACUUUUAAAAUAAUGUAAAGGGAGAAAUAUAAUAUUUUAUCUAAUCUUUCUUAAGAAUAAUUUCAAAAGGUGAGAAGAUUCAUGGUCUCAAACAUCUUAGCAACAGACAUGAAGAAACAUUUUGAUUUAGUUUCUUAAUUAGAGAUCAAGUAUAAAAAUGGAGAAAUGAAUAUUAUCAAUACUGAAACUAAGCGUGUCUUAUCUGGACUGAUAGUUCACACUUGUGAUUUGGCAUAGCCUACAAAGAGAUUUGAAAUCACUAAGAAAUGGUCAAUAAGAAUUUAGAAUGAGUUUGACAAUCAAGUAGAGGAAGAAAGACUGUUGGGUUUACCAAUAACUCAGCAUUUGGUUUGCUAAAAUUUACCUAAAUAAGAAUUGUCAUUUAUUAGAGUAUAUAUAAUUUUAAUAUUAGAAUAUCAUUUAACCAUUAUAUGUAUUGACGUCCUCAAUUUUGAAUAAUGGACUAAAGGUUGCUUUGUAGUGUUUAGAAGAGAAUGA